UGUGUUGCUCACACUGGUUUACUUGCCAUAUAGAUUGUCUUUGGCGUAAUUGAAGUUUCUAUAGCUUGAGUCGAUGAAUUUUAACGAUGCUAAGAACGAGAUCCUUCAGGUGUUGUCCAAGACGGAGAGACAGCAUCUUCCAAAGCUGUUAGAAUGGAUGAAAACCUCUGAUGACCUGGAUGAUUUCCUGGUGGAUAAUCAAAGUGUUAUUCUUCACAGUAUUGCAGAGGAUCUAAGAGCUUGCCUUCCACUGGAGGCUAUGGCUCCUUCUGAGACUCUGGCUAUGCAGAAGACUCAACAGAAAGCUCAUCCCACUCUGCAUGUGGAUGCGUUCUUAUAUGAUGAUGAAACUGUGGAUUCAUUGUGUGAGGAGGGAAAAAUGAGUCGCAUCUACUGCCUCAACUGUGGAUCACACAGAACAGCACCGUUGGAGUUCAUCUCACAUUCAUUCUCAAUCCCGGAGCUCCAGUUCUUAUUCCACAACGUUCUUCCAGACCUCACUGGAAAACUGGUGGUGGAUGUGGGAUCAAGACUAGGAGCUGUGCUGUUCGGGGGUAAACUGCUGAUGGGAUACCUUUACAGUUCUGCAUCUCAGCUAGUCGGAGUUGAAAUGAGUUCAGAGUUUGUCAGCUUCAAAUCAAUGGCUGUAGAGAAAUAUGGCUUCAGUGACAGAAUUCAGGUAAUCAGUGAUUCAUGCGACAUUCGCUCUCAGACUGCCUUAGUGAAUGCAGAUGUUCUGAUCAUGAAUAAUGUGUUUGAAUACUUCAUGGAACCAAGCGAUCAAAUGCAGGCUUGGCUGUAUAUUAGUCAAAAUUUCAGAAAGAAAGGUGCUCUGUUGGUAACUGUACCCAGCAUUCAGGAGGCACUUGGUUUACUUCAGGAUACUACUUUCCUAAAGACAUUAGCACUCAGCCAGUGGAUUGAGGAGGUACCUGUUGAUUACAGUGUUUAUCUAAAAAACGACACAGAUCCAGAUUCUCUCAAACAAAUCCAUCUUUAUAGAGUACUUUGACACUCAGAGGAGAAAGCGAUACACUUUUUUUUGGAUACAGUGGAACCAAUAAAUAUGAUUGGCCUCCAUGAGGCCUUUAACAGGACAAACUUAUUUCAGUUCAAUUCAUGUUUAUUUCUAUAGCGCCUUUACAAUGUAGAUUGUGUCAAAGCAGCUUAACAUAGUUCUUGUGACUCCAGAUUUCACAGUUAAUGAUCAGUACAGUGUGGUUUAAAUUUCACUGCUGUAAGUUCAAACACUGAAGAGCAAAUCCAUCGAUACACAGCUCCACAAGUCCCAAACAGAGCAAGCAGUGGCAAAUUUAAAACAAAUGAAAACUAAACCAUUUUUGUUUGUCAACUUUUAGUAGUUGAUGACGAUUUUAUUUUUAAUACAUUAUCCUUUUAAUCAUCUGUUGUAUUUGCUGUGCAUGUCAUAGAAUAUCUUUAUGUCACUGCUGCAUUUCAAAGCAGCCUUCACUGAGUGAUAAUAAAUGUUUUCUUGUAAG
This is a messenger RNA of Danio aesculapii, 1499 nucleotides long. RefSeq lists its product as uncharacterized. The record is from RefSeq and is a predicted model, not a curated record. NCBI's taxonomy places the organism in Eukaryota, Metazoa, Chordata, Actinopteri, Cypriniformes, Danionidae. Gene Ontology annotation, molecular function: methyltransferase activity.